Messenger RNA from Lodderomyces parapsilosis, 2823 nucleotides. RefSeq names its product tubulin-dependent ATPase (gene KIP3). Gene Ontology annotation, biological process: microtubule-based movement. The record is from RefSeq and is a predicted model, not a curated record. NCBI's taxonomy places the organism in Eukaryota, Fungi, Ascomycota, Pichiomycetes, Serinales, Debaryomycetaceae. Gene Ontology annotation, molecular function: ATP binding; microtubule motor activity; microtubule binding. The transcript has a single exon. The coding region runs from base 1 to 2823 and encodes 940 amino acids.
AUGGAUUCGAAAACGUCUACGUCUGCGUCCACAAACACAUACUCCUCAGGAAUUAAACAAUCUUCAAUCUCAGUUGCAGUUAGGGUUCGACCAUUUACAGAUAACGAAAGUAAUCGUCUUGUGAAACCGGAUGAUGAUGACUUCUUUCUUGGAGAUGGAUGUUUUACCGAUGGGAAUAAUAUAAACAACAAUGCCUCCACUAAUAACACCCCAACGAAGCAGAGAUUUCUUAAUCAAUCAGGUAUAAGAAAAAUUGUCAAUGUUGUUGAUGAUCGAAUGUUGAUAUUCGACCCUCCUGAGACCAAUCCUUUGGCAAAAAUGCAAAAGAAUGCCUUUCCCAAUAGUUUUAAAGGAUCACGAAUAAGGGAACACAAGUUUGUAUUUGAUAGAUUAUUCGAUGAGGAUGCAUCUCAAAAUGAUGUGUAUCAGAGCACUACGCGGCCAUUGCUAGAUUCAGUUUUGGAUGGAUAUAAUGCCACUGUUUUUGCAUAUGGGGCAACAGGAUGUGGUAAAACGCAUACCAUUUCCGGCACACCUGACUAUCCCGGGGUGAUUUUUUUAACAAUGAAAGAGUUGUAUGAAAGAAUUGGGGACCUAAGUGAUACCAAGAUCAUUGAUGUUAGUCUAUCGUAUCUAGAAAUUUACAACGAAACCAUUCGUGAUUUACUCAAUCCAGAUACUGAUUUUAAGAAGCUAAUAAUUAGAGAAGAUUCAAACAACAAGAUUUCUGUAUCCAAUCUAUCGCGACAUAGACCAGAAUCAGUGGAAGAAGUGAUGCAUUUGAUUAUGGCUGGUAAUGCCAAUCGUACAUCAAGUCCGACUGAAGCCAAUGCAACGUCAAGUCGAUCACACGCAGUAUUGCAAAUCAAUAUCGAUCAAAAGAACCGCACUGGUGAUGUCAAAGAGGAGCAUACAUUUGCCACGUUAUCGAUUAUAGAUUUGGCAGGAAGUGAACGAGCAGCAGCUACCAAAAACCGAGGAGCAAGAUUGAACGAAGGAGCAAACAUCAACAAAUCGUUGUUGGCUCUAGGGAAUUGUAUCAAUGCAUUAUGCGACCCAAGGCGUCGUAAUCAUAUUCCAUAUCGCGAUUCAAAAUUGACGAGAUUGUUAAAAUUUUCCCUUGGAGGUAAUUGCAAAACUGUCAUGAUUGUAUGUGUCUCACCCAGUAGUCAGCAUUAUGAUGAAACUUUGAACACUUUAAAAUAUGCCGAUAGAGCUAAAGAGAUCAAGACCAAAUUGAUAAGGAACCAACAUAACUUGGAUCGUCAUGUGGGAUCCUAUUUGAAGAUGAUUACCGAGCAAAAGCAAGAAAUCGAGGAGUUACGGGCACGGGAGAAUCAAAUUGUUGAUGUCACCUUGGACAAGAGGAAAAAAGUCGAAGUACAAAUUUUCCAAUUACUUCAAGAUACUAUCACAUCAGUCAAACGAAACAUCUCAAAGUACAAUCUUGACAAAUCGAAAAAGAUAUUCAUGUUGGCCAAGAGAAAAGUGCUAUUGCGGCAAAAAAUUGAAAUUGAAAUUAUACUUGAAGGGAAACAACAAUUUCACCAAACACGACAAUCAUCAAUUUUAAAACUGCAAAGUGAUCAAUUAAUUUCCAAUAUUUACGAUUUGUGUGAACAGAUUUUGUCCAAAAUUGAUAAUCAAAUCUGGCAAAUUGAAUCUCAAUACAGACAACAUACAGAAAUUGAUCAUAUUUUGGGCGAAUCUGCAGAACGAGUUUUGAAAAGGUUGGUGAAUGAUGAGCCCGAUUGGACAGUGUAUCAUUCGGUGAUCUAUGAUCAGCUAAUUCAAUCUAUACGUGAUGAUUUGCAGCUGGAAAUAUUGGUGAAAUCAUCGGCAUUAUAUGAUCACUUGAUCUACUCACUUGCUCAAUUUUAUCGUACACCGUGGGCCGUGGCUACUCACUUGGCAAGUCAUUGUGGGGGUGGCGCUGCCAAUAAAGAUGAUGCAAUCUUACAAGACUUGCUUGAUGGGUUGGAAAAACUUGUGAAUGGGACAUUUGAUGGUGUUUUUGAAAAAUUUGCUUUGGAUUAUCUACGAAAUAAAAUUUGGGAUGACGAUGGCAACACCAGUAGGAAGGAGUACAAUGAUGGUGGGGAUAUAGUACGUCUUGCCAAUGAUGAAAACGCAUACCCUACUCAAUUAUUUAAAAAGCCACGAACCAAUGGAAGAUCUACUACUCUGAUGACAUCACCUCCUCGCGAAGCACGCAAACCAUUGGGUAAACGAUCAAAGACAUCACCAAACAGUAAAAUAAAACGAUCAUUGAGACUACCCACUUCGUCGUCCACCACCACCUAUAACAAAAAGAGGAACCAACUAGCGUUGCCUACGCCUGCUGCAGAGGCAGAGGUGGUGGCAGAGGAAGAGGCUGACGCACCCGACGAUGCACCAGCACCAGAAGAUAUCAGUAUGAAUGAUUCUAGUUUUCAAAACAACUCGGGAUUGAUGUUUCAAGAAGAUGGUAAUAACUCCAUCCUAAUUGAUCAAGAUUUGGAUUCACCAAUGAGUAACAAUAAACAAGUUCAAUUUUUCGAUAUUUCACAAGAUGAUGAUUUACAAAUGAGUUCACCACCAUUACCAAAAGUACCAUUGAUGCGAAGUGACUCAUUCACACGAAACGACCAAUACAGUGGUGGUGAUAAACUGCAACCCACUCAAGCUUCGAGUGAUGCGACUCCGGUAAAACCACCACCACCAUUUCCUCCACAGCUGCAUCUGCAUCCACCACCUUUACAUAGUUUCAAUUUGACUGAGCUGAAGUCAUCAUUAUUAAAUAGACUGGCUGCUUCUAAGGUGAUGCUGCAAAAUACUGAUUAG